UACGAUUUUGUGGCGUGAAUGGAGAGGGGUUAACAGGGUUCCUCCCCGCGUACGCAGCAACAGAGUUAACGACGCGAGUCGCUGCCAUCCAAGAUCUGCCGAUGACGUCAGCAACGGGAGCUGCGCAAUCGGAUCUCCCUCGCCCGUUUCGCCACCCGUCUCUCCCCGCAUCUCCCGCCCUCCCCCUGCAUACAUAUCCAUGCAUCCAUCCCCCUCAUGAUCCUCCUUUAAAAAUUGCUCAUCUUCUCUUCCCAAUUCCCAUGCAUGUCGAUAAUCACUGUUUCACAUUACAUAUACUAUACCCCGGCGGCCUGAACCUUUUAGUCAGAAUUUGAGAGAGGGAGGGGCGGGAGUGUGUGUCGGGGUGUGCCCAUGGUGAGCGAGCGAAGAAUGCACGUAAAGCAAGCGCUGCUUGAAAAGCUCUGCUUGCCCACGCCCUCCAUGGCCGCAGCCUACCCUUCCUCGCCCCAGCUGUUCAGCCUCUCCGACCUGGAGAAGCUCUCCGUCCUCGGCCACGGCAGCGGCGGCACCGUCUAUUUAGUCCGCCACCUCCCCACCUCCUCCCUCUUCGCCCUCAAAGUCCUCCACAGCAACAGCAACAGCAGUACCAAUCAUGAGGCCGACGUCCUCGCCCGCGUGGAGGACUGCCCCCACGUCGUCCGCUGCCACGGCGUGCUCGACGUCGCCGGCCUCUGCUGCCUCGUGCUGGAGUACAUGCCCGGCGGCUCCCUCCUCGACGUCCUUCGCGCCCGAGGAAGGCUCUCCGAAGAGCUCAUCGCGUGGGUGGCCAAGUGCGUGCUCCGGGCGCUCCUCCACCUCCACGCCGCCGGCGUCGUGCACGGCGACGUCAAGCCCUCCAACCUCCUCAUAAGCCGGCAGGGGGAGGUCAAGAUCGCCGACUUCGGGGCCAGCCGAUUGGCGACGUCGGAGGAGGCGGCGUGCGAGGAGGGCACGCGCGCGUACAUGAGCCCGGAGCGGCUCGACUCGGAGGGAUUCCAAGGGGAGGCCGGGGGAUUCGCCGGGGACGUGUGGGCCCUCGGGGUGGUGCUGCUGGAGUGCCUCGUGGGGCGGUUGCCCCUCGCGGGACCCGGGAUAACGUGGGCGGUGUGCCUGGGCGGGGGCCCGCAGCUGCAGGUCCCCGAGGGGGAGGCGUCGCCGGAGCUGAGGAGCUUCGUCGGCAGGUGCCUGGAGAGGGAGUGGAGGAGGAGGGCCACGGCGGCCGAGCUCCUCGCCCACCCCUUUGUCGCCAAGUGCGGUGACUGCGCCACCGCCGCAUGGACCCAGAAAUUAAUUUAAUUAAUAACUAGUUCGUUAAUUAACUAGUUGAUAGUGAGGGAUUUUAAUGCACGUACAAUAAGGACGAACGAACAAAGAAUAUGAAAAACAACAAGGUGGGUUCUAAUAAUUUUCUUUUCUUUUCUUUUCUUUUUUUGUUUUCCGUUUCCUCUACAGUUGAAGAGCUGGUACUAAAAAGGACUGACUCAUCAGGAGCUGUAAGAAAACAGUUUUAGCUCACCAUUACUAGGCGAGAAUAAUAUCUAUCCAUUUGACUAUGGUAUUCAAACGUUCUAUUUUCUCC
Molecule: messenger RNA, 1579 nt
Organism: Ananas comosus (pineapple)
Lineage: Eukaryota; Viridiplantae; Streptophyta; Magnoliopsida; Poales; Bromeliaceae
Product: mitogen-activated protein kinase kinase 10-like
Exons: 1
Coding region: 373-1296 (307 amino acids)
Biological process (GO): protein phosphorylation
Cellular component (GO): cytoplasm
Molecular function (GO): ATP binding; protein serine/threonine kinase activity
Source: RefSeq, a predicted model, not a curated record